UUGUGUUUUACAUCCUGUUCCAUGUGAGAAAAUGGCAGCAGAGGCCAAGAUCACAGGGUUCCGUGCGCGAAGUCUGGGGAGGUGGGCAUGGUUAUGGGGUCAGGUCACGCCCCUCUGUUGAAAGUAUGGAGCGAGUCCAGCCAUUAGCAGAACACCCGCAGGCCUUAGACGCUGUGUACUUUGCUGGCUUUAGUGAGGACGGCACGAGUAUGGUGUGUCGUGUGGGUCGCCGUCACAACCGCAGAGCAGAAGUAUGGCUGUUCCUGGAAAUUCCCGGGGUGGGGUGUCUUCAGCACCCAGUCCACCCUGAUACUCUGGUCUGUAAUACUGAUGGGGCCAGCUUUACUGCAGGAGGUCUACGACUGGAGAUGUGUGAACCAAUGAGAGCAUGGAGGCUUAGUUACUGCGGCCCUCUCAGAAAGGGACUGAGUAAUGCUGUCAAUAAAGAUGGAGGAGAGUUUGUACAUGUGAAGUUUUCAUUUUUGUGGAAGUCUUUCAAUGAUCCGUUUGAUUAUGAUGUUGAUGUUCAUCCAUGGUGCCUCUCUGACGCCAUUGCCCGUGAAAUUUGGACGCAACAGUUAUGGGAUGAACUGAAGAGCACACACCAGAGCCACUAUGAGCAAUGGGGAGAGUUGCGAGGCCGACUGGUGAUUGAGGGUGUAGAGGGAAGGUCUCUCCUACUGAAAAGUGUUAGAGAUCACACCAACGGUGUAAGAAAUUGGAGUUCAUUUCAUCGAUAUAUUCUCCACUUCAUUUAUGUAGAGACCGGCAUGACGCUACAGUGUGGGAUAAUUAGCAUUCCAGGCAACUUGUCACACUUGAUGGUGGGCUACCUGUCCUACCCGAGUGGUGACACUGUAGCAGUGAGUCACGUGUCACUAGACAUGACAGAAGUAGGAGAAUAUACCAGCCCACCUGAUCAGUACACCUUCUCCAUCAUGGCAGAUGGAAAGUUUUAUUUGAUUGAAGUACAUGGUAGGACCAGUCCAGUGUGGUACCAUGAUGAUGACAGGGGAGCAAAGGUGGUGGAGAAACUAUGUAACGUUAUUAUCAACGGGAAGAAAGGGUUUGGAAUUGCAGAAUUCUUCUAUAGAAAUCCAGAUGGGUCUGUAAUUACCUCCCCUGAAGCCCCUCUCCCACUGGUGACAAGUGUAGAUGACAACCUUGUAAAAGGGAGACAAUCAGCCCUAGUGUUGCCAUUCACUGACCCGGCAUGCUGUAGCUCACAACUAGUUGGGGGAAAAGGUGCUCAGUUAGCUCAGCUGACAAAAAUACAGGAAAUGCUUGGGGUGUGUGUUCCUAAGGGAUUCUGUGUCACAACAUUUGCCUACCGACAACAUGCCAAGAAUUCGAGAUGUUUGUCCAGUGUCAUCGGUAAAGUGAUUGAGAGUCACUUGAAAGGAGAACAGGCUCUCAGAUCUGUAUGUGAGGAGAUAAAUCAAGUCUUCAGACAAGCUGGUAUUACCUCUGACAUUAAAGAGGCUAUAACAAGGGAAGUAAGCCACAUUUGGGGAGAUGAGAUGGAGACAACAAGAUAUGCUGUUAGAUCAUCUGCAUCAGGCGAGGAUGGAAGUGAAUCAUCCACGGCUGGUCAGCUAGACAGUUACCUGGGAUUGAUUGGCAGUGAACAGGUGUUAGAAGCUGUGGUGAAAUGCUGGGCCUCUGCUUACUCUUACCAGGCUGUACAGUACAGAAUACAACAGGGUCAGGACAUGGGCGUGUCAGUGGGUGUGGUCAUACAGGAGAUGGUGGCAGCUGAAGUCGCAGGUGUGCUAUUCACCAAAGACCCUGUGACAGACAAUCCCAGUAUGAUGAUCAUCAAUGCUAACUAUGGACUUGGGGAGAGUGUGGUGUCUGGUGUUUCGGAUGUAGACACUAUUUGGAUAGAGAGGCACUGGGAUGGUCACAUGACAGUACACAGCAAGGAGAUUGGACAGAAGUCCUCUGUGAUGAAACUAUCAGCAAGUGGAGGUAUAGAAAAUACUAGUGUAGAAAGUCACAUGUCCUCUGGUUGCUGUCUUACCGAUGAGAUCACUUUGAAACUUGGAAACAUUGGAGUCCAGCUGGAGAAGCAUUAUGGCUCGGAGCGGGAUGUGGAAUGGGCACUUAAAGAAGGACAGGUGUACCUUUUGCAGGCCCGUCCAGUGACCAGUCAUGACCUGGAGACAGACGAGGACUUGAUGCACGAGUUUGACAGUGGCCUGUCCAGCAAUCAUGUCUGGCUGACCACUGGAAAUAUUGGUGAGAUGAUGCCAGGAGCUGUAUGCCCUCUGACCUACAGUGUGUUCGCCCGAAGUGUUGACAAGGGUUUGCAGGGUUUCAUGGCAGAUUGUGGGAUGGCCAGCCUCAGCUAUUUUGCAGAGAAGUGUUUGCCUGCCUCAUGUAAUCACCUGUUUAUUAACCUUCAUCACAUCAGCAACAUGUAUAUGAAUGCAGCCCAUGGUAACAAAUCUUUUGCCAACAUAUCAUUGCUGGGGGAACCACUGGAGGAGUUGACAGUGGCCUCGAUGCUACAGUACAUCCAGCCCCAGGGGAUAUUCUCACGGCUGUGGAAUUCCCUGUCAUUUUUUCUGUGUCAGAGAAGGGCCUGUAGUGAGUGUGAGAUGUGGGACAAGAGAUUGUCUUCUUACAUCCCGACACGAUCAGGAGAUGCGCUGUCCCUGUAUGAGGGGAUCUGUCGGCAGCUGAAGGAUUAUGAGACGGUGUGGAAGGAGACAAUGAUAGUGAGCAGUAAAUCUGGAAGCUGGUCUGUCAUUGUACUUUCUGUUUUGACUGGAGGCAGAACAGAUGUGAAGAGUGAGCACUUCUCUGACAUGGCAAACCUGUUAUCUAACUGCACUGAUGUCAUCUCUGUCAAUGUUCCUCACUUACUACAGAUCUUGGCUGGGAAUAUUGAAAAUGAGGGAUCAAAGGAAUUGUUUGUUUCCAUGACAACUGAGGAUGCAACUGCUUGGCUCCAGUCGUCAGCUAGUGGAGAGGCAGGAAGGAAGUUUGCAAGCUUUCUACAGGAGCAUGGACAUCGGUGUAUUAGAGAGGCUGAAAUGCUGGAAAAAUCCUGGAGGAGACAACCUGAGAAAUUAGUCAAGAUAUUACAGUCGAUGCUGAAUUCCAGUUCUGCCCUGAAGUCCGCAGCGGAAGGAACCAGUGUGGAGCAGGCCAUAGCCACCAUAUCCACACCUCUUACCUGGUUUGGCAAACAGUUGUUGAGGUUUCUUUUGCCCAAGGCCAGGUCAGCUGUUGGAUACAGGGAGUGGGCUAAGUCCUUGUCUAUCAAGAUGAGUGAUGUGAUGAAGGAAUCCUACUGGACCCUGGCUGAGAGUAUGUUCAGAGAGGGGAGACUCCCAGAUGAAGAGCUCCUGUUUUUCCUGACUCACUAUGAGAUUGGCAAACUUCUCCUGUCUCGUUCUCCAAGACUCAUCAAGAAGGCAAUUCGGAGGAGACAGGUGUUCUCCAAACAGAUGGAUCUGGCUUUUCCUAAGUACUCACAGGGACAUGCUCAUCCAAUGUCAACCAAUGUGCUAACAGAACAGGUAACCACAAGCCUGCAGCUGACGGGCAUGCCAGUGAGCCAAGGGGAGAUAACUGGAACAGCCUGUGUUGUCAAAAACGUGGAAGAUGCUAGUUCAAUCCAGCCAGGUAACAUUUUAAUUGUGCCUUACACUGAUGUUGGAUGGUCACCAUAUUUUCCUAUGAUCUGUGGACUGGUGACAGAAAUCGGAGGACUUCUCUCUCAUGGUGCAGUGGUGGCCAGAGAGUAUGGACUACCCUGUAUUGUUAAUGUACCCGGGGCAACCGCUGUCUUCAAGUCAGGUGAUGCUGUUCACUUGGAUGGAUCUAAGGGUAUUAUUGAAAAGGUGGGGUAAAAUGCUAAGAGAAAGUACGUGUACCGUGAAAGUUCAGUGUGGACCUCAGGGAUAGCCUUUUUAUUCAGAAGGCACAUAGGGUAAAGUCAUGAAGGGCACUGAGCAUUUGUCCAUCUGGACAUGGCGAAUCAUUUUAAAAGUGAGCUAAAAUCUACAUGUAACAGAAAUCUGUUUCAUCUGGACAUUACCGAUAUUUUAAAGGUACAGUAAAAUGCUAAUAGAGGGCACUGUGAACAGUUCCAUUCAGACAUCACUCUGAGGCGUCGGGGUAGUAUUGAUAAUAUUAUAAAGGUGCAGUAAAAUGCUGAUCAAAGAUUCUGUGAACUGUUCCAUGUGGAAAGGUUUCGGGAGGGAUUACUCAUCAGUGACAUAAAAUGCUAAUAGAAGGCACUGUGAACAGUUCCAUUCAGACAUCACUCUGAGGCGUCGGGGCAGUAUUGAUAAUAUUAUUAAGGUGCAGUAAAAUGCUGAUCAAAGAUUCUGUGAACUGUUCCAUGUGGAAAGGUUUCGGGAGGGAUUACUCAUCAGUGACAUAAAAUGAUAAUAGAAGGCACUGUGAACAGUUCCAUCCAGACAUCACUCUGAGGCGUCGGGGCAGUAUUGAUAAUAUUAUAAAGGUGCAGUAAAAUGCUGAUCAAAGAUUCUGUGAACAGUUCCAUGUGGAAAGGUUUCGGGAGGGAUUACUCAUCAGUGACAUAAAAUGCUAAUAGAAGGCACUGUGAACAGUUCCAUCCAGACAUCACUCUGAGGCAGCAGGGUAGUAUUGAUAAUAUUAUAAAGGUGCAGUAAAAUGCUGAUCAAAGAUUCUGUGAACUGUUCCAUGUGGAAAGGUUUCGGGAGGGAUUACUCAUCAGUGACAUAAAAUGCUAAUAGAAGGCACUGUGAACAGUUCCAUUCAGACAUCACUCUGAGGCGUCGGGGCAGUAUUGAUAAUAUUAUAAAGGUGCAGUAAAAUGCUGAUCAAAGAUUCUGUGAACUGUUCCAUGUGGAAAGGUUUCGGGAGGGAUUACUCAUCAGUGACAUAAAAUGCUAAUAGGAGGCACUGUGAACAGUUCCAUCCAGACAUCACUCUGAGGCGUCGGUGCAGUAUUGAUAAUAUUAUAAAGGUGCAGUAAAAUGCUGAUCAAAGAUUCUGUGAACUGUUCCAUGUGGAAAGGUUUCGGGAGGGAUUACUCAUCAGUGACAUAAAAUGCUAAUAGAAGGCACUGUGAACAGUUCCAUCCAGACAGUGAGGUCGUGGGAUUUUAUCUUUAAGGUGGGUUAAGCCUCAGAUAGAGGGCUCUGUGAAUAUAGCCUCAGCUGGUAUUCCAGUCUUAUUAUGAAAAAGAGAAAGUUGUCUUCUGCCAUAAAAGGUGGAAUGGUUUUCGAUAUAAAGGUAAAAGAAUUUACAAUGUGCAUCACUUUUUUUCAAAUUUACUGUAGAUUGUAAAAGAUUUAAUCAAUUUUAACAGUGCUUAUAACCUUAUGUGAUAUUAUUUUUCUUGACUUUAUGUAUAAUUACAUGAUACAUGUGUCAAGGACAAAAAUUUUUACAAUGUGCCAUUGUAUACUUGAUCAUAUUUUCCUUUGUUAUGUCAAAUUAUUUCUGGCAAAAUUAUUCAUGUUUUCCAAUAGAUGUUGUAUCUAUAUAGCCUGUGAAUGUUACACAUUGCUAUAAUUCAUAUGUGAGUUUACAGAAUUCUACACUUUUAUUGAAAUGAGGAUGUUUUAUUCGUGUGCUUCUUUCAUACUCAUAUAAUGCAUUAUACAUACAUAUACAUAUAUAUACAUGUUUAUAGAUAUAUUAAUUCCCAAUAUGUAAGGUACUUUUUUCCUGUCCAAAUUUUAGUCCAAGAACAAUGUUUAUGUAUUUUCUUUGAUUUACACGUAAUUGUUUUUUAUGGUUA
Molecule: messenger RNA, 5749 nt
Organism: Liolophura sinensis
Lineage: Eukaryota; Metazoa; Mollusca; Polyplacophora; Chitonida; Chitonidae
Product: rifampicin phosphotransferase-like
Exons: 40
Coding region: 126-3863 (1245 amino acids)
Biological process (GO): phosphorylation
Molecular function (GO): kinase activity; ATP binding
Source: RefSeq, a predicted model, not a curated record